Messenger RNA from Striga hermonthica, 1164 nucleotides. The record is from the annotation of a GenBank genome assembly. Lineage: Eukaryota; Viridiplantae; Streptophyta; Magnoliopsida; Lamiales; Orobanchaceae.
AUGGGAAAAUUUUGUGAUCUGAUACACGGGCUUAAGCCGACGAUGAUGAUGGUGACGGUCCAAGUAGUGUUGGCGGGAGUUAACAUCUUCUACAAAUUGGCCGGAAAUAAUGGUUUGAGUUUGCGGGUUUUGAUCGCGUAUCGUUUCUUGUUUGCUGCUGCUACUGUCGUUCCUCUUGCUCUUGUGCUUGAAAGGGGAUCGCUAGCCCAAAACUUGUACGCUGAGAGCUUAGUGCUGACGUCAGCUACAUUUGCGGCAGCCAUGAGCAAUCUCAUCCCCGCGGUUACUUUCGUCCUAGCAAUAUUUUUUAGGAUGGAAAGACUAGGGCUGAAGACGAGGGCCGGCAAAGCAAAGGUGGCGGGAACAGUGCUAUGCAUAGGUGGCGCAAUGGUUUUGACUUUCUACAAGGGCUGCCAAGUCAAGAUUUGGUCAGCCCACUUUGACCUUCUUCACAAGUACCAUCAACCAGGUGGACACGUGGCAGCAGCCCACCACAAGCCCAUUAAUAACAUCAUGGGCCCACUGCUGGCGCUUGCUUGUUGCAUCUCUGUAUCGCUUUCAUUAAUCGUUCAGACGAAGAUGAGUGAGAUAUAUCCAUGCAACUAUUCGAGCACGGCCUUAAUCUCGAUCAUGGGAUCAUUUCAAACCGUUGUGUUUGCUCUUUCUACCGAAAGGGAUUGGAGCCAAUGGAAACUCGGGUGGAACCUUAGGCUUCUUACAGUUGCUUACAUGGGAAUCAUGGCAUCAGGGAUAAUGUGGGUAUUCACCAUGUCAUGUGUAAGGAUGAGAGGGCCGUUAUUCGUAUCGGUUUUCAAUCCUUUGCUGCUCGUGCUCGUUGCACUAGCAGGAUCUUUGCUUCUGAACGAGACGUUACACUUGGGAAGCGUGCUUGGAGCUGCAGUAAUAAUACUUGGGUUAUAUUCGGUGUUGUGGGGAAAAAGCAAGGAAGUAAAGAAGAUUACUCGACUUGUGCCGUCAGAAGCGGAUGAAAAUGGCGAAGGCACCAAAGAUGGAGAGAGCUUCAAGGGUUUUAAUCAUGGCAGCAACGUGAUGGCCGUGACUCUAAACUUCCUACCCGAAUCUGAAAUAAUCGAGGUUUUUGAUGAGGAGCAAGAUUUAGAGGCUAAUAAGGGCGGGGAUGAUCAAAUAAAAUCCUCGAUGUGA